Molecule: messenger RNA, 1162 nt
Organism: Monascus purpureus
Lineage: Eukaryota; Fungi; Ascomycota; Eurotiomycetes; Eurotiales; Aspergillaceae
Source: the annotation of a GenBank genome assembly
GCCUAUUCCAUCCAACAUCCCGCUGCCUUUCUACUUGUUUCUGGUCAAACAAACAUACAUGACUUAUUAAACAGUCCUGACCAUAAUCCUAGACACCCAUGCUUUACCUGACCAGCAUCCUCUCUUUGCUUACCGCGUCCGCCUUCUCCGCCGCUGUCCCCGGCCUUCCUCCUACCACCACCGCAUCAUCACCAUCAACAGCAACAACCACCCCUCUCCCACUUCUAAUCUGGCACGGCCUAGGAGAUGACUUCUCCCGAGACGGCCUCAAGGAAGCCGCUGCGCUCGCUGAAUCCGUAAACCCAGGCACCUAUGUCCACCUCAUAAGCCUCUCCUCCACCCCCUCCGGCGAUCGCCAAGCCACCUUCCUAGGCAACCUAACGACCCAAAUCGCAGACGUCUGCGACCAGCUCUCCUCAGAUCCAAUCCUCCGCACCGCGCCCGCCGUGAACGCCCUGGGUUUCUCACAGGGUGGCCAGUUCCUCCGCGCCUACGUCGAGCGCUGCAAUUUCCCCCGCGUGCAUAACCUAGUCACCUUCGGCAGCCCGCAUAACGGCAUCGCGGAAUUCUACGACUGCGCACCCACAGACUGGCUCUGUCGAUCUGGCGAGUCAUUGUUACGAUUCGGUCUGUGGUCGGACUUCGUGCAGUCGCGGCUCGUUCCUGCGCAGUACUUCCGGGACCCUGAGGAACUGGAUGAUUAUCUCCUCCAUAGCAAUUUUCUGGCGGAUAUUAAUAAUGAGCGGGAUGUGAAGAACGUUACGUAUCGGGAGAAUAUGGUGGGCUUGAAUCGGUUUGCUAUGUUUAUGUUUGAGGAGGAUCAGACGGUUAAUCCGAAGGAGAGUUCGUGGUUUGCGGAGGUUAAUGCUACCAGUGGGAGGGUGAUGAUGUUGAAUGAACGGCCGCUCUAUACAGAGGAUUGGAUUGGGUUGCGCUCGUUGGACGAGAGGGGGAAGCUGGACUUUCUCACUGUUCCUGGUAGUCAUAUGCAGCUGACGGAUUCGCUGCUGGAGGAGACAUACAGGAAAUUUUUCGGCCCUGUUGAUGUUGAGCUUCUGGGGCAUCAUCGGGUUGGUGACGAUGAUACGGGCUUCUCUUUCGUUAAGCAGGGCUAAUUAGUCUCAAUCCGGAAUCUGUAUCUAUGAAGCAUUAUUAUUCAGGU